This is a messenger RNA of Zonotrichia leucophrys gambelii, 3230 nucleotides long. It is a transcript of the gene SH3GL1, whose product is annotated as SH3 domain containing GRB2 like 1, endophilin A2. Lineage: Eukaryota; Metazoa; Chordata; Aves; Passeriformes; Passerellidae. Bases 140 to 1246 code for a protein of 368 amino acids. Gene Ontology annotation, molecular function: protein binding. Gene Ontology annotation, cellular component: presynapse; glutamatergic synapse; cytoplasm. Gene Ontology annotation, biological process: synaptic vesicle uncoating. The transcript has 10 exons. The record is from RefSeq and is a predicted model, not a curated record.
CGGCGGAAGCGGCGGCGGGGACGGGCCGGGCUGGGACGGGCGGAGCGUUCAGAGGCUCCCGAGGCUCCCGCCGCCCCCGCUGCAGGUCCCGCCGCCCGCACACCGGCUCCCCGCCGCUACCGGGCCAGGCACCGGCACCAUGUCGGUGGCGGGGCUGAAGAAGCAGUUCUACAAAGCGACCCAGCUGGUCAGCGAGAAGGUCGGAGGGGCCGAAGGGACCAAGUUAGAUGAUGACUUCAAGGAGAUGGAAAAGAAAGUGGACGUGACCAGCAAGGCUGUCACAGAAGUCCUGACCAGAACCAUAGAGUACCUCCAGCCCAACCCAGCUUCCAGAGCCAAGCUCACCAUGCUCAACACCAUGUCCAAGAUCCGCGGGCAGGUGAAGAACCCCGGCUACCCCCAGUCCGAGGGGCUGCUGGGGGAGUGCAUGAUCCGCUAUGGGAAGGAGCUGGGAGAGGAUUCCAACUUUGGGGACGCGCUCCUGGACGCCGGCGAAUCCAUGAAGCGCCUGGCGGAGGUGAAGGACUCGCUGGACAUCGAGGUCAAACAGAACUUCAUUGAUCCCCUGCAGAACCUGUGUGACAAGGACCUGAAGGAGAUCCAGCACCACCUCAAGAAGCUGGAGGGGAGGCGCCUGGACUUCGACUACAAGAAGAAGCGGCAGGGCAAGAUCCCCGACGAGGAGCUGCGCCAGGCCAUGGAGAAGUUUGAGGAGUCCAAGGAAGUGGCAGAGACCAGCAUGCACAACCUCCUGGAGACAGAUAUCGAGCAGGUGAGCCAGCUGUCAGCCCUGGUGGAUGCCCAGCUGGAUUACCACAGGCAGGCCGUGCAGAUCCUGGACGAGCUGGCCGAGAAGCUCAAGCGCAGGAUGAGGGAGGCCUCCUCCCGUCCCAAGAGGGAAUACAAACCCAAGCCCAGGGAGACCUACGACUUCAGGGAGCCUGACCAGUCCAACGGGGGCUUCUCCUGCAACCCCACCCCCAAAGCCUCAGCAGCUUCCACCUCUUUCCGGUCGGACAAGCCGUCCCGGGCCUCCGUCAGGAGUAUCCCCCCCCUGGACCAGCCCUGCUGCAAAGCCCUCUACGACUUCGAGCCCGAGAACGACGGCGAGCUGGGCUUCAAGGAGGGCGACAUCAUCACCCUGACGAACCAGAUCGACGAGAACUGGUACGAGGGGAUGAUCCACGGCCAGUCCGGCUUCUUCCCGCUCAACUACGUGGAAGUGCUGGUCCCGCUACCUCAGUGAGACGGCGCCGCUCCGCCCCGAGUGUCCCGAGCUCCAUUCCAGCUCCAGCCCCGCCCUCGCCGCCUCCCCUCGGGGCCAGGCGCUACCAGGGAACAAACCAGAAGGGUCCCACGGCCCCUUCCCCCCGUGAAUUUGGUUAUUUUCUUUUUUUUUUGGUCCUUUUUUUUCUUUCUUUUUUUUUUUUUGGUCCUUCUGGUGCUUGAACUUCGGUACUUUGUGCGCCCCACAGCCCCUGGCCGUGCUGCUGGCACUGCCCUGUCCCUGUCCCUGUCCACUUCCCGUCUUUCCUGUGGGUCCAGUGCGUGGGUGAGGCAGGUGGGAGAGCCAGGAUGUGUUCUGGGUACAGGUGGCACAGCCAGGAUGUGUCCUGGGCACAGAGGUGACCCCAGUGGCACAGCCAGGAUGUGUCCUGGGCACAGAUGGCACAGCCAGGAUGUGUCCUGGGCACAAGUGGCACAGCCAGGAUGUGUUCUGGGCACAGGUGGCACAGCCAGGAUGUGUCCUGGGCACAGGGAUGGCCCCAGGGCAGGGCAGCCCCAGUCCCGCCCCAGCCAACACUGCCCCUUGUCCCCACUGUCCCCACGGAUCCCAGGGAGAUCCCAGAGGGAUCAGGGGAGGGGAGCUGGGGCACAGCAACACUAAAACAGCCAGAGAACACUAACACAGCCCUGCAGGGCAGGAGCUGAGCCUGCCUGGGGCUUGGAGCCCUGCCUGGGGCUCAGAGCCAUCCCUGCCCACCCUGCAGGGACAGCAGGGAUGUCCCCUGCCCUCCUGGCCCCCUCCCCACUGAGCUCAACCCCAUGAUGGGGGGCUGCUCCUUCAUGGACCUCAGGCUUUUCCUGCUCCAAACUCUCCCAAGCCAGUCCCACCUGCAGGAUCACCUGGAAGGGGAGGAACUGGGCCACAGCCCGGGGUGUCUGUGUGAUGGGACAGAGGUCGGGGCUCCUCUGCCCUUCCUGGGGAUCCCUCCUGUGGCUGGAGCUCACCUGGCCCUCGGGUGCCUUCCCUGCACCCCCAGCCUGCCCCCGGCCCCCUCUGCCCCUGCAUUGCUGGGAGAAGGGAUGGUUCAUCUCAGUGGCACCUCUGCCAGCCCUUCUCCCUCUGCUGCGCUUUCCUUGGCCAGGGGGUUGGCAUGGGGUGGGCAUGGGGUUGGCAUGGGGCCACAGGGCAGCGUGUGCUGGGCUCUUUGGUUUCCCUUGCUGCAAAAGUGGGUUCUGCUACUCAUGGGGGCUGGGAUGGGCCCUGCUGUGAGCCCCAGCUGUGCAGGGCUGUGCUGCAACACCCCUGUCCUUGCAGCUCUGUGAGCCCCAGCUGUGCAGGGCUGUGCUGCAGCACCCCUGUCCCUGCUGCACCUCUGUCCCUGCAGCUCUGUGAGCCCCAGCUGUGCAGGGCUGUGCUGCAGCACCCCUGUCCUUGCUGCACCUGUGUCCCUGCCCCAGCUGUGCAGGGCUGUGCUGCAGCACCCCUGUCCUUGCUGCACCUCUGUCCCUGCCCCAGCUGUGCAGGGCUGUGCUGCAGCACCCCUGUCCCUGCUGCACCUCUGUCCCUGCAGCUCUGUGAGCCCCAGCUGUGCAGGGCUGUGCUGCAGCACCCCUGUCCCUGUCCCUGUCCCUGUCCCUGCAGCUCCUGCCCCGUUCUCUGUAAGGAUUUGGUCCGUGCAUGUCCACGUGUGUCUGACCCCCCCCCCAGCAGUGACCCCGGCCCCGGGGGGGGCACAGGGCAGCCCCCCCUGCUCCCAGCAGGGCAGGGAGCCCAUGGGACCGGAGUCCUGGGGGCCCUUCCCGCUGUCCCCUCCCCGCUGGGGGACACUGGCUCCCGCUCAGGUGGAUUGAAAUGCGUUCUGUCAGCUGGGACACCUCGCUAGGUCUAAUUUUGGGUUUUGUUUGGUUUUUUUUGUUUGGUUUUUUUUUUUUUUAAUGGUUUCUCCUGGUUUUUAGGGGGAAAAAUGAUGACCCACAAUUCUUGACUUGUAUCUCUGAAUGAA